CCGGGCCCGGGGCCUCCCCGCUCCCUGCCCCUCGCCUUCGACUCCUCUGCCGCGGCCGCCGCCUCCAGUGAGGAAGAUGCUAAGUUUUUUCAGACGAACGCUGGGGCGCCGGUCAAUGCGAAAGCAUGCUGAGAAGGAACGUCUGAGAGAAGCCCAGCGAGCUGCUACCCAUAUUCCUGCAGCUGGAGAUGCCAAGUCCAUUAUUACAUGUAGGGUGUCGUUGCUAGAUGGAACUGAUGUCAGUGUGGAUUUGCCGAAAAAAGCCAAAGGACAGGCGCUCUUUGACCAGAUCAUGUACCAUCUGGACCUGAUAGAAAGUGACUAUUUUGGACUGAGAUUUAUGGAUUCAGCACAAGUGGCACAUUGGUUGGACAGUACAAAAAGCAUCAAAAAACAAGUUAAAAUUGGUUCACCAUAUUGUCUGCACCUCCGUGUUAAGUUUUACUCCUCAGAACCAAACAAUCUUCGUGAAGAGCUGACAAGGUAUUUAUUUGUUCUUCAGUUAAAACAAGAUAUUCUCAGUGGAAAAUUGGAAUGUCCUUUUGACACAGCAGUCCAGUUGGCAGCUUAUACAUUGCAAGCUGAACUUGGUGACUAUGAUCUUGCUGAACAUGGCCCUGAGCUUGUGUCUGAAUUCAGAUUUGUGCCCAUUCAGACAGAAGAGAUGGAGCUAGCUAUUUUUGAGAAAUGGAAAGAAUACAGGGGUCAAACACCAGCACAGGCUGAGACCAACUAUCUGAACAAAGCCAAAUGGCUAGAAAUGUAUGGAGUGGAUAUGCAUGUAGUGAAGGCUCGAGAUGGAAAUGACUAUAGUCUAGGCCUCACCCCAACAGGAGUCCUUGUGUUUGAAGGCGAGACCAAAAUUGGAUUAUUCUUUUGGCCCAAGAUUACCAGAUUGGACUUCAAGAAGAACAAAUUAACUUUGGUAGUUGUGGAAGAUGAUGAACAGGGCAAAGAGCAGGAGCACACAUUUGUCUUUAGACUAGAGCACCCCAAAGCUUGCAAACAUUUAUGGAAAUGUGCUGUGGAACAUCACGCUUUCUUUCGUCUCAGAGGACCUGUUCAGAAGGGGUCUAGUCGAUCGGGAUUUAUUCGUUUAGGUUCACGGUUCAGAUACAGUGGGAAAACUGAGUACCAGACCACAAAAACCAAUAAAGCAAGAAGGUCAACAUCCUUUGAAAGACGACCCAGCAAACGGUAUUCCCGACGAACACUGCAGAUGAGAGCAAAUGCAGUGAAACCUGAAGAAUCCAGUGUCGAGAAGAAUAUUUCAACCCAGAAUAAUGGAUCCCAACAAGUUAGGGGUACGAGGUCAACUAUGCCUGUAAUCUCAUCCAUUCCUUCUGGUCCUGUUCUGGUGGAGAUAGAGAAUCUUUCGAGGAGUCCAGGAAUGAGUCACCAUGACAGGAAAUGGCUAUCUGAUGCCAGUGACCGCUGUCAACGUGGUGGAACCCAGUGGAGCAUGCCACCACCCCAGGCUGCUUGUAGAAACUACACUGACUUUGUCCAUGAACGCAAUGUGAAGAAUUCAGGAGUUCAUCGUGAUGUUGACUAUACUGUCCAUGCAGCCAUGACUGAAAUAUAAUUGGUGGUUAGCCUGAUUUAAGGCAUUGGGGCUGCUUUUGUGAUGCUAUCUGGUGGUAUUACUAAGAUGCCUUAAAUCAAACUGAGGAAAGUUGAGGGGAAGCCAGUUUUCAGUGCCAGAUUUCCCAUUGUGUGGUGCUUUUUUGUACUGAGCCCUUUUGAGAAAGGGAAUACAAAGUUAUAUGACACAAAUAAUAAUGCUAAGUGUUCUUGCAUUGAAGAGGGUAUGCAUAUUGUAAUUUUGAGGUUUCCUUAAUUUAACUAUGUUAGGUCUUUGUUGAUCAGUGGGUGCCUUAGCAGGUGUCUGUGUAUGUAUGUGUGUACACACACGUGUGUAUAUGUAUGCAAACACGUGUAUGCACAUACACAUAUUAUAUGGUCCAUUUACCUCAUAGUAUAAAGAUCAUGCAUUUCUUUUUAUUUGGGAGAAGAAAACAAAAAGCCUUAAAAUUUGGAAGGAAUGGCAUUUAUUUCAUCUGUGUACCUAAAGAUUUUUAUUUUAGUUGUUUAUAAUAUAUAUUUUGAAGGAAAGAAUGUGAUUUAAUUUAAAAAAAAUAAUGCUGCUUGUAGUUAGCUAUGUAGAAAUGUCUAAAAUAGGGUCUUAAUCUAUUCUUAACAAUAAUUUUGAUAAAAUAUUUCAGUUAGUGAAAUAAAUUUGCUGCUGAAUAAUCAUUUUAAACAAAGACUAAUUUUCUUUCUUGCUUUCUACCUUUUUGAGGGAUUGACAGAGUUUUCCUCAUCUUAGCACCAGAUUCAUACUCUGGUGUCAGAUCCAGCGUAAUGUACUCUGAUAGGUAUAGUGUAUAUCCCCUCUUAAACUUAAAAAAACAAAAAUUUUAAUGGAAACAGAUUGGACAUCAAUUCUGAUUCUUAGAAUUUGACUCAAUUGCUAGAAGCAAAUCAGUGGUGUAUGUGAUAGCUUUCUUUCUUCUGAACUUUUCAAGUUUUCUUCCAGUUUCUUUAAGAGGUACUCUGAAAUUAUAAUAUAUUUUCCUACUUAGCUUGGAGAAUCUCUGUUGUCAUUUUUUCUUCAGUUUAAGCAUGUACACUUUUUGGUGAUUACUUAGAAUCAGGUAGUCUGCCUCUUUUCAUAAUUAUCCUGUUAAUGGAUGCUAUUUGGUAAUCUAAAAUAAUGGUGUAAAACUCAAAUAGAAAUGGAUCUUUGCGGGCCAGGCCACAUAUUUACUUACAAAACCAAAUUAACAUCGCAGUUAACAUCUGUGUUGUAUUGUAUUUUAAUUUCAUUUUGUUAAAUAUUACCCAAUUACUUUUUAAUCUAGUUUAGGCCAUACUAGGACAGAGUUUGACAUUUCUCAUUUAAAACAACAGAUAGUUUAGGAUAUUUUUCUAUUAGAUUUUUGAAUGUAUCGUGUUCUGAGAACUCAUAAUACUUCAAACUAAUGAAAUAACAAUAAAAUUAAAUUCAGGAGGAGAUGGAAACCCAUGCUGCUUAUAUAUCCUAAGAAAAACUGCUACUUAAAAUUUAUCCUUAAAAAAAAUUUAAAAAAAAAUUUAUCCUUUAGGGUCAAGACAGAGUGUUACAAAGUUUCCAUUUUGAGCUUAUGGAUGCAAGCAAAGAGUAAAUAUAAUGUAUUAUGUCAACAAAGGGCGUAAUUAAAUAGAACUAAGGAUAAUUAGAAAGUAUUUGUCAUUGGUAACACUGGUGAAAAAUCAGUUUAUUAUCUUAAAGUUGGAGACAGCUCCAAGGUGUUUUUUCAUGAAAUUUAUCUAAAACAAAAGCCUAUGUCAAAACCAUCUAUCCAGGCAUUGUCUUUGUUUCUGUGGACCCUCAUCAAUAUGUUUUUUGAGAUGCUGCUUGUUUUAUUUCUCAGGGACACUAUAAAUAGAGUAUAAUGUAUACACAGUUAAUAUACCUUUUCCUUAAAAGUAGGAAACUUUUAUAAGUGACUUUUAAAUGGAAUAGUUUUGGGGUUUUUUUGUUUUUGUUUUUUGGAUGCUCUUCCAACUAAUGUGAUCAACAAGGGACUAACUGGGUUGUCAGAAACCGAAGCUACUUGAUACAUUAAAACGUCUGCCUAUAAAACAUUGUAACGUCCGCAGUUGAACCAAGUAUAACGGGCUUCCUAACUCCAGGCUUGUUUUGUAUCAGGAGAAUAAAUCAAAUAUGAGUUCCUGCAAACAAUUGUUUAGUUGUGAUCAAAUUAACCACUUAUAAAACACUGCUAUUUUCAGUGAAGCCUGGAAUGGGAUUAAAUUUGCAUUGAUUUAAUGAAUUUGUUCAGCAGGAUCAUUAAUCUUAAUAUCCUUGUGAAUUGAGUUAGUAAUGUACCAUUCCCACUUUAUAGAUAGUAAGUUUUAGAGAAUACAGUGAUUCAGUGACUUGCCAGCUGUCACAUAUUAAACAGACGUCAGGGGCUUUCUAACUAACUGUUGAUUACAAUUAUUUCAAUUGUGUAUCAUCAUAAAAUGUUUUAAGACUUUCUCCCCACACCUACUUUUGCUGAUAUUUAAUAGAUUACUCACAAUAUUAUAAUGUGAUGACUUUACAAAGAAAAGUGGAAUUUUAUUCAUUUAUCCUUUAUUUAAAAAAAAAAGUUUCCUAUUAGAGGCAGCAAAGUGCCUCAGUGGGACUGGACCUGGAGUCAGGAAGAGCCGAGU
This is a messenger RNA of Vombatus ursinus (common wombat), 4203 nucleotides long. RefSeq names its product band 4.1-like protein 5. The record is from RefSeq and is a predicted model, not a curated record. The transcript has 17 exons. Lineage: Eukaryota; Metazoa; Chordata; Mammalia; Diprotodontia; Vombatidae. Gene Ontology annotation, cellular component: cytoskeleton. Gene Ontology annotation, molecular function: cytoskeletal protein binding. The coding region runs from base 77 to 1585 and encodes 502 amino acids.